Drosophila eugracilis is the source of this 3805-nucleotide messenger RNA. Its product is annotated as solute carrier family 12 member 9. Gene Ontology annotation, biological process: potassium ion import across plasma membrane; chloride ion homeostasis; cell volume homeostasis. The coding region runs from base 97 to 2922 and encodes 941 amino acids. NCBI's taxonomy places the organism in Eukaryota, Metazoa, Arthropoda, Insecta, Diptera, Drosophilidae. The transcript is spliced from 7 exons. Gene Ontology annotation, cellular component: membrane. Gene Ontology annotation, molecular function: potassium:chloride symporter activity. The record is from RefSeq and is a predicted model, not a curated record.
UAUUCUUAUUGGUCUGCGACAGCUGGAAAUUGUAGGCGUUCGUUUGGACGUCUUUAGUGUUUCCGGAUUUCUCGCACCCGCACCACGGACAUCGAGAUGAGCGCUUCCACGGAGCAGGAGACGGCUCCAAUAGCAAGUUCCCGGAAUGGACGGUCCGGCAGUGUUUUCCGUAGUUUUGGAUCCCUUUUCGGCGGUAGUCAAAACAGUGGAGAUCGACCACAUACGCCACAGGAGGGCGAUGGGUAUGUGGAAUUCGGAAUGCAGGAUCCGGAACGGAGUGGUCGUACUCUAGGGACCUUUGCCGGAGUUUUCAGUCCCGUUGCCCUUUCCAUGUUCAGUGCUUUGGUUUUCAUCCGAGUCGGCUACAUCGUUGGAAAUGCGGGCUUGUAUAUAACCCUGCUGCAGUUCCUAAUCGCCUAUGGAAUUCUACUUUUCACAGUGGCUUCAGUCUGCGCCAUUUCCACUAAUGGUGCAAUUGAAGGAGGAGGCGUUUAUUUCAUGAUCAGUCGAACCCUGGGAUUGGAAUUUGGUGGCUCUAUCGGAACUCUCUUCUUCUUUGCGAAUGUGGUCGGAUCUGCCAUGGCUAUAUCCGGUUGCACUGAAGGUAUAAUGGAUAACUUUGGACCACGUGGACAUUUUAUAAGCGGGGACUCCUAUUUACCGGAUGGGAAUUGGUGGCGCUUCCUUACCAGCAGCUUGAUAAAUACCCUGCAGCUGCUGGUUUGCCUGGUGGGUGCCGCUCUGUUUGCCAAGACGUCAGUGCUUAUUUUGGGCACCGUGACCGUUUGCCUAUUCGCCACGUACAUUAGUUUCCUGGUUGUGGGCGCCACCAAUAAUACGAUUCCCGUGCCUGGAGAAAAUACUUUAUCAAAUACAACAUCUUUUCUUGAUUAUACGGGUCUUAAUGCCACCACGCUUCGAGACAAUCUCGGUUCCCACUAUGGUCACGAUUACACAUCGAAUGGAAAGCAAGUGGACUUCUCCACUACCUUCGGUGUGCUGUUUUCGGGAGUUACCGGAAUUAUGGCAGGAGCUAAUAUGUCCGGGGAGUUAAAGAAUCCAUCAAAGAGCAUUCCCUGGGGCACACUUUCAGCCGUGGCGUUUACGUUCGUCUCCUAUAUCAUCUUAUCGUUCCUGAUGAGCUGCACAACUCCGUACUUCACAAUGCAGAAUAACUAUCUCUUUUUGAUGCCUGUGAACUUGUGGCCUCCAUUUACGGCAAUUGGAAUUUUAACCGCUACCUUUUCGACCAGUCUGAGCAACCUGAUUGGUUCCAGCAGGAUUUUGGAGGCCUUGUCCAAGGAUCAAGUUUUUGGAAGCCUUCUGAACUUUGUGAUUCAUGGAACUUGGAAAGGAAACCCCAUUGCGGCAGUUGCGGUGAGCUGGUGCCUAGUUGAAUGCAUUCUCCUAAUUGGAUCCUUCAACAUAAUUGCCCAGAUUAAUUCUGUGCUGUUCAUGCUCUCGUAUUUGGCCACCAAUCUGGCUUGCUUGGGCAUUGAAUUAACUGGAGCUCCCAACUUUAGACCACUCUUUAAGUACUUCACGUGGCACACAUGUCUGGUUGGAUUGCUGGGUACACUGAUCAUGAUGUUUGUGAUUAACCCCAUAUAUGCCUCGUCUUGCAUUAUUCUUUGCCUCAUCCUGGUGAUAGCUUUGCAUUUGUUUUCACCUGCAACCCAGGCAGCUCAAUGGGGUUCGAUUUCCCAGGCUUUAAUGUUCCACCAGGUGCGAAAGUACCUUUUGAUGUUGGAUCCUCGAAAAGAUCACGUUAAAUUCUGGCGUCCGCAAAUCCUGCUGCUGGUUUCGUCUCCGCGUUCCUGCUGUCCUUUGGUGGAUUUUGUCAAUGAUAUGAAGAAAAGUGGUCUGUAUAUUAUUGGACAUGUGAAGUUGGGUGACUUUAAGGGUGUUGAGGAUGCUGAGGAGAACCAGCAAUGGUGGUCCUUCCUAGAUCACAUGAAAGUCAAGGCCUUUACGGAGGUCACAUUGAGCCGAAGUAUUCGCGAGGGAGUCCAGCACUUGAUUCGCCUUUCGGGAAUUGGAGCCAUGAAGCCGAACACAAUUAUUUUGGGCUUCUAUGACAACGAGGCGCCCAGGGAUUUUUUCCAAAACGGUUCCUCCCCUUAUAAAACCGAUGACUUCAACAAUGGGGAAAUCCAAAACUUCCCCAUUCGUCGUGACGGCGAUCCAAAGCAAUUCCAAAUCCAGGAAUACGUGCAAAUUCUUUGCGACACUCUUAGGAUGAAGAAAAAUCUCUGCCUGUGCAGAAAUUUCCAAAGAUUGGACAAGAACUUUAUUUCUAUAAGCAAGCAUGUGAAGUACAUUGAUGUGUGGCCAAUCAACAUAUUCAAUCCGACAUCUGGAGAUCCUUUCGAUAUGGUGUCUUUGUUUAUGAUGCAAUUGGCGGUAAUAAUGCUGGCCAAAUGGAAACAUCUACGAGUGAGAAUUUUCUUGUGCGAGGCCGCCGAGGAGAGGACAGUGGGCACAUUUGACACACAAGCCCCCCAGAUGGAAGUCUUCUCGAAGAUGAAGCUGGAGCAGUCUCUCAAGGAGUUGCGUAUCACAGCUGAUAUUGUGGAAAUCCAGGAAUGGAGCCGAGACACAGAUUUCAGCCGACAUGCCAGAACCCUUAAGCAAUUUACCGCUCAAGCAAACAACGUUUUGGUGGAAGAGGAUGAGGAGGUGGGCGAGGAGACCUUGAACCGCUCGUUGCUCUAUAUGCAGAGGGCUAACCAAAUUAUACGCGAACGCUCGGAUCAGACAGCAUUAUCGUUUAUCUAUCUGGCUGCUCCGCCCAAGCUCUCUACUCCAGAUUUCGCACAACGCAGCGCAAGCUAUAUGGAAUUGCUAACCGAACUGACCGCCGAGUUGCCGCCCACAAUUCUCGUCCAUGGUGUCAGCACGGUGACCUCCACAACGCUGUAGACAUCGACUGGGCGAUAUUUUCAUUUCCAUGAGUGAUAAAAUCCAGAGUGCAUCCGGAUUUAACCAAUUACGAGGGGGUCUUUUGAUCGUUGUGCGCGUUUUUAAUGUGGUCGCAGCUUUAGGCAUAAUCGAGAAAUAUUAUCCAUUAGGGUGAGGCGAUUAAGUUGGAAAGUAUUUAGUAUGAGAUUAACAAUAAUUCAAUAAUAGCUUAUGCUGAACAGCGAAAAAGUGCUUUAAUAUUUGAUUUUAACGAUAUUUUAAAUAAUUGUGAUUUUGUAAACUUAAAGAUGGAUUUCCUAUUUCUAUAUGUGAUUUUUGUCACUAUAUAAUUUUUAUAAUUAAACAUCGCCUCACCCUAUAAAACAAGUAUAUCUCUAUUAUUUUUAUUUCAAGUUUUAGCUAAUUUAAUAUUUAUUCGCACAGAUCCGCAGAAAAAACUAAAAUCUAAAUCAAAACCUAUCAUCAUAUCAAAAACUGAUGCAUAUAUUUUAAACAAACCUUCGAGGACCAUCUAAUGAAUAUCAUUUUCGAAACUCAUCCCCAACCGAACUCACACCGAUAUUAACCUCCUUGUGAUUAAACAUAAUGUCUACUAGUACUUCACGAUUAAACAUACCACAAGGCAUAAAGUAUUAGAUAACCGCAAUAGAAUGUGGUUGUAAAAUUGAUGAUUUCAUAUUACACUUAGUUUGUAAGCCAUUUUUGGAAGGCCCUCACAGCUAAGACGGACAUUGAUCGAUUGUUUUAGACAAAUAUUUUUGUGUAUGUGUAACCCUAAUGGAACUGUGACUAACCGUAUAAUAUAAUUAUUGAUCACAGCAUUGAUUGUAAUCGGUUCUUUCCAAUAUUUUAAAUAAAGACUUAGCGAUAUGUAUUUAUGUAA